UUUAAAAAAUAGAAGGCAGGCUGUGUGCUCUCCAAGCGUGGUCUGCUUGCUGCUUUGCAUCCACUUCCAUCGAUUUUUAAUGGUUGCUCAUCAGGCCUCAGGUGACAGAAUGGUGAAGCAGAUCAAGAGCAAGUAUGCUUUUGAGGAAGCCUUGAACAGUGCAGGAGAUAAACUUGUAGUAGCUGACUUCUCAGCCGCAUGGUGUGGGUUUGGCAAAAUGAUAAAGCUUUUUUUUAAUUUCCUCUCUGAAGAUGUUGCUGCAGAGUGUGAAGUCAAAUGCAUACCAACCUUUCAAUUCUUGACUACAAAAGGACAAAAGGGUGAUUUUUCUGGAGCUAAUAAGGAAAAAUGAAGCCACCAUCAAUGAAUUAGUUUAUUCAUGUUUUCGGAAAACAGUUAUCAGUUUUUGAAAUUUUUUUUACUUACAUAAAAGAUCAAGCAUAGAGACUAUAUACUCCACUACCAUCUGAAUGUAAAUGACAACAAAAUAUUAGUUAUACCAUUAAAAAUAAGUGGUGGAGGAUAGGGUUUCAUG
Molecule: messenger RNA, 535 nt
Organism: Myotis myotis
Lineage: Eukaryota; Metazoa; Chordata; Mammalia; Chiroptera; Vespertilionidae
Product: thioredoxin-like
Exons: 3
Coding region: 80-352 (90 amino acids)
Source: RefSeq, a predicted model, not a curated record